AUGGGUGGCGAUCAUGCACACGGACAUCAUGAUCAUGGUCAUCACCAUGAAUUUAAAAUCCCCGACUGGAGGAAAUACAAAGUUGAGGAUGCCCCAGAAUUGGUUACUGUAAGAAAUAUGCUUGCUCAGAAAGGCUUGAAGGACCCUUGGCUAAGGAAUGAAGUCUGGAGAUUUGAUAGAAAAGAAUUUGGAACUAUCAAACAACGUUGGAUGCUAACUGGUUUCCGAGGAUUUAAAUGGGGUUUUGCUGCCUUUUUAGCAACCAUAACUAUUGAAAAGGGAUUGGAAUUAAUAAAUCCGCCAAAAGAUCAUCAUGGUCAUGGCUCAUCCCAUCACUGA
Messenger RNA from Daphnia pulex (common water flea), 339 nucleotides. It is a transcript of the gene ND-B12, whose product is annotated as NADH dehydrogenase [ubiquinone] 1 beta subcomplex subunit 3-like. The transcript is spliced from 2 exons. Gene Ontology annotation, biological process: mitochondrial respiratory chain complex I assembly; electron transport chain. Gene Ontology annotation, cellular component: mitochondrion. The record is from RefSeq and is a predicted model, not a curated record. Bases 1 to 339 code for a protein of 112 amino acids. NCBI's taxonomy places the organism in Eukaryota, Metazoa, Arthropoda, Branchiopoda, Diplostraca, Daphniidae.